This is a messenger RNA of Nerophis lumbriciformis (worm pipefish), 1344 nucleotides long. RefSeq names its product cerebellin-1. Gene Ontology annotation, cellular component: glutamatergic synapse; synaptic cleft. Gene Ontology annotation, biological process: maintenance of synapse structure. Lineage: Eukaryota; Metazoa; Chordata; Actinopteri; Syngnathiformes; Syngnathidae. Gene Ontology annotation, molecular function: protein binding. The record is from RefSeq and is a predicted model, not a curated record.
GGAUGGAUCAUUUCCUUUCAGCCAAUGGAAACGGAGGAAGCAGGUUGGGAAGCAGGUAGGGGAGAGGGAGAUGGAGCUACACAACAUACAGUGGAUGGGAGAGAAUGUGAAAGGGAAAUUUGGCGGUGAAUGAGUAGUAAGAAAGGAUCGAGCAGAAUCAAAACUGGAGAGGAGAAGCGAGAUGUUCCAAGUUGCCUGAUGAGUAAGGACCUCCUGUUGGCUGAUAUGGGAGCGCCACAAAGUCUUGGAAGAGCUGUUCCUUGUGGAUCAAGUCCCAUCACCUCAUAGUCAAGCUGUAGUUAGUCCAUGUCGCUGAAGAUUGCGUGGUAAACCUGAAUCUGGUCGGAAACACACCAAACUCACUCCUUAGAAUGAUGUCUUGGUUCUGUCUCGCCUUCUUCGUCAAACUGCUUCUCGUCACUUACUGGGCGCCCCUGGUGGUUCGCUGCCAGAAUGACACAGAGCCAAUCGUGUUGGAAGGGAAAUGUCUGGUGGUGUGCGAUUCCACCCCCUCUGCCGAGCCAUCGGGAAAUGCCCUAGGAAUGUCUGUGAGAUCGGGAACUGGCCGGGUGGCAUUCUCGGCCAUUCGCAACACCAACCACGAACCCUCCGAAAUGAGCAACCGCACCAUGACCAUCUACUUUGACCAGAUAUUGGUAAAUAUCGGCAGCCAUUUUGAUCCUGCCAGGAGCAUAUUUGUGGCUCCCAGAAAGGGGGUUUACAGUUUCAGCUUCCAUGUGGUCAAAGUUUACAACAGGCAGACUAUCCAAGUGAGUUUGGUUCUCAACGGCUGGCCUGUGAUCUCAGCUUUCGCCGGCGACCAGGACGUGACCAGGGAAGCUGCCACCAAUGCCGGCUUGGUGAUGAUGGAGAGGGGUGACAAGACGUACCUCAAACUGGAGAGGGGGAACCUGAUGGGAGGGUGGAAGUAUUCUACGUUCUCUGGCUUUCUGGUGUUCCCCUUGUAAGAGUGCAGAGGUUCGUGGAGAGACCUUGGGUGCUAAGGGCGCUAAGGGGUCAAAGCACCAAAUAAUCUUGAAUGUAUUUUCCAUUUCUUUUGCACUUUCAAUGACUAACUUAAUGUCCAUGCUUGCUCACACCAUUGAUAUUUUCCUAAAUGCAUGAGGUAAUCUAUUCUCUCUGUCUUUAGCUAGCUAUAGCUAAUCUGUCUAUAAUGAGUUAGUUAUAGGUAAUCUAUAAAACCAUAAUUAUUACUUAUCUCUAUUUUAAGCUAUCUUCGCCAUUUAGAAAAUUUAAAGUACAUAGCUAUAUUAAUGUGAUGUCUUGUCGUCUGUUACAUUGUGUUUCUUGCAUAUCUCUUGCAUUAUUACACAUUGAAUACUC